This is a messenger RNA of Microtus oregoni (creeping vole), 3374 nucleotides long. RefSeq names its product leucine rich repeat and Ig domain containing 1 (gene Lingo1). The transcript is spliced from 2 exons. The record is from RefSeq and is a predicted model, not a curated record. Gene Ontology annotation, cellular component: plasma membrane; extracellular matrix. Gene Ontology annotation, molecular function: protein binding. Lineage: Eukaryota; Metazoa; Chordata; Mammalia; Rodentia; Cricetidae. The coding region runs from base 1138 to 2982 and encodes 614 amino acids.
CCGUCCUCUAAACAACCCUGGCCAGGUUGGGGGGGGGGGUCCUGUCUGUCCACGUGCGUGUGUCGGUCCACACAGCCGUGUGCAGUGACCCCAGUUAACACGUGUGAACACACGCGCUCACAUGCACAUGCAUGUGGUCAGUGACAAUCACACGCGAAUGGGUGCACGCUCCCUAGGAAGACCGCAAGCCGGGCUGGCUUGAGACUAGCCGGAGCCUGGGACCCAGAGGGGCACUGCGUGGUGCAGGGCGGGAGCACGGGGGCGCCGGCCCGGGAGCGCUCUUCGUCUGCGCCCCGCUGCCACUCUCGCUGCCCCUUGGGCGCUGGACAGCUGCUGGGGUGCUCCUCGAUCUUCGCCCGGUUCUCUGAAAGGACCCCCACCCAGGUUUUGCGGACGCGCCUUCUCCUCCCCCGCCCGGCUCUAGCGCUCGCUCUCUAGCUCCCUCCCUCCCUCUGUCCCUCCUCCCUCCCUGGCUCGCUGCUCGCUCCUCUCGCUCCCUCCCCACGCCGCGGCAGAGCGCGGAGCCCGAGCGGGAGCCGGCGUGGGAGCCGGAGCGGGCGGCAGCGCAGGCGGCGGCCGGACCCGGACCCGUCCCGGUCCCGGAGCGCGCGGAGUCCCCACCCGCGCCGCUCGGGCCCCCCUCCCGACGCGGGGCUCUGAGCAGCAUGCGCGGCAGCUGCCCACCGGCCCCAGCCCUGGCCCCGGCCCCGCUGCGGAGAGCGCCCGGCCUCGACCCCGGCCCCAGCGGUAGAGGCCGUGGCGGCGGCUCCCGGCCGGCCCGAGGGACAGAGCUAGGCUCCCGGAGCCCGCGCCAAGCGUCCUGAGCGCGCCAGCUCCUCAGCCCGCCUCGGCUGCGACCUCCGCCCCCGACUCCCGAGCUCCUGCCCCGGGGCUGGCUGGGCUCCCGCCCGCGUAGGACAGACAGACGGACGGCCAGCCCUGCGAGGGCGCGUGGACCGGGCGGAGGUGUUGGAGGAGGAGACGGAGGAGGGGGGCUGGGCUGGGGCUGGGGCCGCGCCGGCAAGAGAGACAUGCGAUUGGUGACCGCGCCGAGCGGACGGACAGCGCGCCCGAGAUGCAGGUGAGCCCCUCCACGGUGGCCGAGCCCGAGUCGGCAGCCCUGCGGUGAGCGAGAGGAUGCUGGCGGGGGGCAUGAGAAGCAUGCCCAGCCCCCUCCUGGCCUGCUGGCAGCCCAUCCUCCUGCUGGUACUGGGCUCUGUGCUGUCAGGUUCUGCCACGGGCUGCCCGCCCCGCUGCGAGUGCUCAGCACAGGACCGAGCAGUGCUCUGCCACCGAAAGCGCUUUGUGGCAGUGCCCGAGGGCAUCCCCACCGAGACUCGUCUGCUGGACCUGGGCAAAAACCGCAUCAAGACGCUCAACCAGGACGAGUUUGCCAGCUUCCCACACCUGGAGGAACUGGAACUCAAUGAGAACAUCGUGAGCGCCGUGGAACCCGGCGCCUUCAACAACCUCUUCAACCUUCGGACGCUGGGGCUGCGUAGCAACCGCCUGAAGCUCAUCCCGUUGGGUGUCUUCACCGGCCUCAGCAACCUGACCAAGCUGGACAUCAGUGAAAACAAGAUUGUCAUCCUGCUGGACUACAUGUUCCAAGACCUAUACAACCUCAAGUCGCUGGAGGUCGGUGACAAUGACCUCGUCUACAUCUCCCAUCGAGCUUUCAGUGGCCUCAACAGCCUGGAGCAGCUGACUCUGGAGAAAUGCAAUCUGACCUCCAUCCCCACCGAGGCGCUUUCCCACCUGCAUGGCCUCAUCGUCCUGCGGCUACGACAUCUCAACAUCAACGCCAUCAGGGACUACUCCUUCAAAAGGCUGUAUCGACUCAAGGUCUUGGAGAUCUCCCACUGGCCCUACCUGGACACCAUGACCCCCAACUGCCUCUACGGCCUCAACCUGACAUCCCUGUCCAUCACGCACUGCAACCUGACCGCCGUGCCCUAUCUGGCCGUUCGCCAUCUGGUCUAUCUCCGCUUCCUCAAUCUUUCCUACAACCCCAUUGGUACUAUCGAGGGCUCCAUGCUGCAUGAGCUGCUGCGGUUGCAGGAGAUCCAGCUGGUGGGUGGGCAGCUGGCUGUGGUGGAGCCCUAUGCCUUUCGUGGGCUCAACUACCUACGUGUGCUCAAUGUCUCUGGCAACCAGCUGACCACCCUGGAGGAGUCUGCCUUCCACUCGGUGGGCAACCUGGAGACGCUCAUCCUGGACUCCAACCCCCUGGCCUGUGACUGCCGGCUGCUAUGGGUCUUCCGGCGCCGCUGGCGGCUCAACUUCAACAGGCAGCAACCCACCUGCGCCACACCCGAGUUUGUCCAGGGCAAGGAGUUCAAGGACUUUCCAGACGUUCUCCUACCCAACUACUUCACCUGCCGCCGGGCUCACAUCCGGGACCGCAAGGCGCAGCAGGUGUUUGUAGAUGAGGGCCACACGGUGCAGUUUGUGUGCCGAGCAGAUGGCGACCCUCCACCAGCCAUCCUUUGGCUCUCACCCCGCAAGCACUUGGUCUCAGCUAAGAGCAAUGGACGACUCACAGUCUUCCCUGAUGGCACGCUGGAGGUGCGCUACGCCCAGGUACAGGACAACGGCACGUACCUGUGCAUCGCAGCGAAUGCUGGCGGCAACGACUCCAUGCCCGCCCACCUGCAUGUGCGCAGCUACUCGCCCGACUGGCCCCAUCAACCCAACAAGACGUUCGCCUUCAUCUCCAACCAGCCAGGCGAGGGAGAGGCCAACAGCACCCGCGCCACCGUGCCUUUCCCCUUCGACAUCAAGACGCUCAUCAUUGCCACCACCAUGGGCUUCAUCUCCUUCCUGGGCGUUGUCCUCUUCUGCCUGGUGCUGCUGUUUCUCUGGAGCCGGGGCAAAGGCAACACAAAGCACAACAUCGAAAUUGAGUAUGUGCCCCGGAAAUCGGACGCAGGCAUCAGCUCGGCCGAUGCACCCCGCAAGUUCAACAUGAAGAUGAUAUAAUGACGGGGUGGGAUUGGGGCACAGGGACCCCCCCCCCCCCGGGGGAACACUGGGCAAGGAAGGAGCAGGGCUGCUGCCCACUCACUCCCAGGCCUUCCCACCUCCUUCCUGCCCUCCUCCCCCCUCUCCCUCCCCUCCCACGUGCCCCUGCUGCCUCGCCAGCCCUCACCACCUGCCCUCCUUCUACCAGGACUUCAGAAGGCCAGGCCUGAGGACCCCACCUACACAGGGGCCAGAGUUGACAGACGAAUCCAAAGCCGAUGAACCGACACGCGGCAGAGUCAAUACAAUUUAAAAAAAAAAAAAAGUUACAAACUUCCUCUGUAACUUGGGUUUCAAUAAUUAUGGAUUUUUAUGAAAACUUGAAAUAAUAAAAAGAAAAAACUAUUUCC